Molecule: messenger RNA, 522 nt
Organism: Owenia fusiformis
Lineage: Eukaryota; Metazoa; Annelida; Polychaeta; Sabellida; Oweniidae
Source: the annotation of a GenBank genome assembly
AAUAAAUGUAUGCUCACUUUGCUGGAGAGCAAUUUACAUGAUCCCCAAGCAUGCAUUUUAUAAAUGUAACAAUAAAGUGGCGGAGGGAUUUUUAAAUUCUGCAAGAAGUUACCGGACCAAGCGGUUUUCAAGGGAUGCGAAAGUUGCAGCAUGGUUCAGCAACUAUGUAACAUUAGGCGGUUGUCGAAUGCCGCACAAGAAAGUAGACGAAAUCUGGCUUCCCUACAAGACCGAGUGGAAGGAUGUUUACUCAAAAUAUAAAGAGGACAUGGUUAGGAAAGAUGAAAUUGCUGUUUCUUACAGUUCUUUUAGGAACACAAGAAAGAAAUAUUUUAGCCAUGUAAAGAUUAAAACAACAAACUCUUUUAGUAGAUGCGCCAGAUGCACCUUAUUAGAACGACAGGAAGAGGGUGCGAAAACCAAAGAGAGAAAAUUGAAAAUUGCCAAGAAGCGGGCCCUGCACGAUAGACGUCAAAGGCUUGAGAGGGCUGCCUACUAUGCGAGACGUGAUAAAUCAAAGGA